Sinocyclocheilus grahami is the source of this 1773-nucleotide messenger RNA. RefSeq names its product delta-like protein D. The record is from RefSeq and is a predicted model, not a curated record. Bases 1 to 1773 code for a protein of 590 amino acids. The transcript has 9 exons. NCBI's taxonomy places the organism in Eukaryota, Metazoa, Chordata, Actinopteri, Cypriniformes, Cyprinidae. Gene Ontology annotation, cellular component: membrane. Gene Ontology annotation, molecular function: calcium ion binding; Notch binding. Gene Ontology annotation, biological process: Notch signaling pathway; cell communication; multicellular organism development.
AUGAAGAGUCAGACCUCGAGUCCCGGCUUUGUUCGUCGCAGCUACUGGUGGGCAGGAGUUAAAAGCUUUCCUGACAGCUCGUUCACCAACCCCAUCCAGUUCUCAUUUGGAUUCACAUGGCCGGGAACGUUUUCGCUGAUUAUCGAAGCGUUGCGCACCGAUUCCAACGACGAUCUGUCCACAGAAAACCCAGAGCGUCUGAUCAGUCGUAUGACCACCCAGAGGCACCUAACAGUGGGCGAGGACUGGUCCCAGGAUCUACAGGGUGGUGGGAGGACAGAGCUGAAGUACUCCUACAGAUUCGUCUGUGAUGAGCAUUACUACGGCGAGGGAUGCUCGGUCUUCUGCCGCCCCCGCGACGACACUUUCGGCCACUUCACCUGCGGAGAGCGCGGAGAAAUCAUCUGCAACUCCGGAUGGAAAGGACAGUACUGCACAGAACCAAUCUGUCUUCCGGGAUGUGAUGAAGACCAUGGCUUUUGCGACAAACCUGGCGAAUGCAAAUGCAGAGUGGGAUUUAGUGGAAAGUAUUGUGACGACUGCAUCCGCUAUCCGGGCUGCUUGCAUGGCACCUGCCAACAGCCAUGGCAAUGCAACUGCCAAGAGGGUUGGGGAGGCCUCUUCUGUAACCAAGAUCUCAACUACUGCACACAUCACAAACCCUGCCAGAAUGGGGCCACUUGCACCAACACUGGCCAGGGAAGCUACACCUGCUCAUGCAGACCUGGCUUCACUGGGGACAGCUGUGAGAUUGAGGUCAACGAAUGCUCUGGCAGCCCGUGCAGAAAUGGAGGCAGUUGCACUGAUCUUGAAAACACCUACAGCUGCACGUGUCCUCCUGGUUUUUAUGGAAGAAACUGCGAGCUGAGCGCCACGACUUGCGCUGACGGUCCCUGCUUCAACGGUGGACGCUGCACUGACAACCCCGAAGGAGGAUACUUCUGUCAGUGCCCAACGGGCUACGCUGGGUUCAACUGUGAAAAGAAGAUUGAUCACUGCAGCUCCAACCCUUGCUCAAACGGGGCUCAGUGUCUAGAUCUCGUGGACUCAUAUCUCUGUCAGUGUCCUGAGGGUUUCAUUGGAACGCACUGUGAAGACAACAUCGAGGAGUGCGCCGACUAUCCCUGCCAGAAUGGCGGCACGUGCCAAGACGGACUCAACGACUACACCUGCACCUGCCCGCCUGGAUACACCGGCAAGAACUGCACCUCUGCGGUCAACAAGUGCGUGCACAACCCGUGCCACAACGGUGCCACUUGUCACGAGAGGGAUGGCCGCUAUGUGUGCGCUUGCAUCCCGGGUUACGGAGGACGUAACUGUCAGUUCUUGCUCCCAGACAACCCACAGGAACAAGCCGUUGAGGGCGCCGACAAAAGGUACUCUUACGAUGAGGACGAUGGCGCCUUUCCUUGGACGGCGGUUUGCGCUGGGAUUAUAUUAGUGCUUUUAGUCCUGAUCGGCGGCGCCGUCUUGGUUGUCUACAUCCGUCUUAAGCUGCAGCAGAGGAGCCAGCAGAUCGACAGCCACAGUGAAAUCGAGACCAUGAAUAACCUGACCAACAACUGCAGCCGAGACAAGGACUUGUCCGUAAGCGUCAUCGGAGCCACGCAAGUGAAGAACAUCAACAAGAAAGUGGACUUUCAGAGCGACGCCGCGGGCGGGGAAAAAAAUGGAUUCAAAUCUCGUUACUCGCUAGUGGAAUACAAUCUUGUUCAUGAGCUGAAGCAGGAGGACUUGGGAAAAGAGGACACUCGCACAAUAGGAUUGCGCUGA